AUGGACGUGGACGUGGACGUGGACGUGGACGUGGACGUGGACGUGGACGUGGACGUGGACGUGGACGUGGACCUGGAGGUGGAGGUGGACGUGGACGUGGAGGUGGACGUGGACGUGGACGUGGACGUGGACGUGGACGUGGACGUGGACGUGGACGUGGAGGUGGACGUGGAGGUGGACGUGGACGUGGAGGUGGACGUGGACGUGGACGUGGACGUGGAGGUGGACGUGGAGGUGGACGUGGACGUGGAGGUGGACGUGGAGGUGGACGUGGACGUGGACGUGGACGUGGACGUGGACGUGGACGUGGACGUGGAUGUGGACGUGGAGGUGGACGUGGACGUGGACCUGGACGUGGAGGUGGACGUGGACGUGGAGGUGGACGUGGACGUGGAGGUGGAGAUGGACGUGGAGGUGGAGGUGGACGUGGAGGUGGAGGUGGACGUGGACGUGGACGUGGACGUGGAGGUGGACGUGGACGUGGACGUGGACGUGGACGUGGAGGUGGACGUGGACGUGGACGUGGACGUGGACGUGGACGUGGACGUGGACGUGGACGUGGACGUGGAGGUGGACGUGGAGGUGGACGUGGACGUGGACGUGGACGUGGACGUGGAUGUGGACGUGGACCUGGACGUGGACGUGGACCUGGAGGUGGACGUGGAGGUGGACGUGGACGUGGAGGUGGACGUGGACGUGGAGGUGGACGUGGAGGUGGAGGUGGACGUGGACGUGGACGUGGAGGUGGACGUGGACGUGGACGUGGACGUGGACGUGGACGUGGAGGUGGACGUGGAGGUGGACGUGGACGUGGACGUGGACGUGGACGUGGACGUGGAGGUGGACGUGGAGGUGGACGUGGACGUGGAGGUGGACGUGGACGUGGACGUGGAGGUGGACGUGGAGGUGGACGUGGAGGUGGACGUGGACAAGGACGUGGACGUGGACUUGGACGUGGACGUGGACGUGGACGUGGACAUGGACGUGGACGUGGACAUAAACGUGGACGUGGACGUGGACAUGGACGUGGACAUGGACGUGGACGUGGACAUGGACGUGGACGUGGACGUGGAAAUGGACGUGGACGAUGUGGACAUGGAUAGGUGGACGUGGACGUGGACGUGGACGUGGACGUGGACGUGGACGACGUGGACAUGGACGUGGACGUGGACUGACGUGGACAUGGACGUGGACGUGGACGUGGACGUGGACUUGGACGUGGACGUGGACGUGGACGUGGACGUGGACGUGGACGUGGACAUGGACGUGGACGUGGACGUGGACAUGGACGUGGACGUGGACGUGGACGUGGACGUGGACGUGGACGUGGACAUGGACGUGGACAUGGACGUGGACAUGGACGUGGACGUGGACGUGGACGUGGACGUGGACGUGGACAUGGACGUGGACGUGGACGUGGACAUGGACGUGGACGUGGACAUGUACGUGAACAUGGACGUGGACAUGGACGUGGACGUGGACGUGGACGUGGACGUGGACGUGGACGUGGACAUGGACAUGGACGUGGACGUGGACAUGGACGUGGACGUGGACGUGGACUUGGACGUGGACAUGGACGUGGACGUGGACGUGGACAUGGACGUGGACGUGGAGGUGGACGUGGAGGUGGACGUGGACGUGGACGUGGACGUGGACGUGGACGUGGACGUGGACGUGGACGUGGACGUGGACGUGGACGUGGACAUGGACGUGGACGUGGACGUGGACAUGGACGUGGACGUGGACGUGGACAUGUCGCAUGCUUGUGUCCGGAUGCAUGCUUGA
Closterium sp. NIES-65 is the source of this 1785-nucleotide messenger RNA. The record is from the annotation of a GenBank genome assembly. NCBI's taxonomy places the organism in Eukaryota, Viridiplantae, Streptophyta, Zygnematophyceae, Desmidiales, Closteriaceae.